GUUAAUUGGUUUUAAGGAUGAUUCAUAAAACCAGAUGGCGAGAAUUGUAAACAUUGUAUUUAAUACUUACAAAACAAGCCGAUGCCUAUGAAAAUUGUCCAGUUCAAAAAAAGAGACCACGACUUGAUUUGACCUGCUACCUGUAAAUCUCCCCUUUGCAUCUCACGACAACAGAAAUACCCAUGGCUGACACCCAAACAGUUUCUCACGAUAUUCUCACCGUUCUCUCUUCAUCAAAGAGAGACUUCCUUAUUCGCAACGACGGCAAUCAGGUUAAAGUUCAGAGCUUGAAGGGAAAGAAAGUUGGGUUGUAUUUCUCAGCAUCGUGGUGUGGUCCAUGUAAGCGAUUCACACCGGUUUUUGCGGAGGUGUACAAUGAAAUCUCAGCAAAGGGUGAUUUUGAGGUCGUUUUUGUAUCGGCUGAUGAUGAUGAUGAGGCAUUCGAGGGCUACUUCUCAAAGAUGCCUUGGCUUGCUAUUCCAUUCUCUGAUUCAGAGGCACGUGAUAGCUUGGAGGAGUUGUUCAAGGUUAGGGGAAUCCCUUACCUAGUGAUUCUUGAUGAAAAAGGGAAAGUUUUGACUGAUAUUGGAGUAGAGAUCAUUCGAGAGUAUGGAGUGGGAGGGUACCCUUUUACAGAAGAAAAGAUCAAGGAAAUGAAAGAGGAAGAAGAAAGAGCCAAAAGGGAACAAUCCUUAAAAUCUGUCUUGGUGUCCAAAUCACGUGACUUCCUAAUUUCAUCUAAUGGAAAAAAGAUACUUGUCUCUGAACUUGAAGGGAAGACUGUUGGCCUGUACUUCUCGUUGCAUUUAUACAGGUCCUGUGCUGAUUUUACUCCAAAGCUUGUCAAGGUCUAUGAGAAGCUGAAAGAAAAGGGGGUGAGCUUUGAGAUUGUGUUGAUAUCACUAGAUGAGGAGGAGGACUCUUUCAAGGAGAGCUUAGGUAGCAUGCCUUGGCUAGCAUUGCCCUUUAUGGAUGAGAGCUGCCAGAAGCUAGCUCGGUACUUUGAACUCUCCACCCUUCCCACUCUGGUGAUUAUUGGGCCAGAUGGGAAAACUCUCAAUUCCAAUGUUGCUGAAGCUGUUGAGGAUCAUGGAGUCGAGGCUUUCCCUUUCACCCUGGAAAAGUUUGCAGAACCUGAAAUAGAAAAAGCAAGAGAGGCAGCUCAAACCCUGGAGUCAGUUCUGGUUUGUGAAAAUCGAGAUUUUCUCGUUGGAAAAGAUGGAAGCAAGAUUCCAGUGUCUGAUUUAGUCGGGAAGACCAUCCUUCUGUAUUUUUCAGCGCAUUGGUGCCCUCCUUGUCGAGCAUUUUUGUCAAAACUCAAGGAAGCAUACUACAAAAUCAAGGCAAAGAAUGAACCAUUGGAAAUGGUUUUUAUUUCCAGUGACAAAGACCAAGCUUCGUUUGAGGAAUUUUUUUCAGGAAUGCCAUGGCUGGCACUUCCCUAUGGUGAUCCAAGGAAGGCAUCUUUGAGUAGGAAAUUCAAGGUCUAUGGUAUUCCUAUGCUAGUUGCUAUUGGCCCAACCGGCCGAACUGUCACAAAAGAAGCCAAGGAUUUGAUUUCAGUCCAUGGAGCUGAUGCUUAUCCUUUUACUGAAGAACAUUUGAAGAAUAUUGAAGCAAAAUAUGAGGAUUUGGCAAAGGGGUGGCCUGAGAAGGUGAAUCAUGCACUCCAUGAGCAUGAGCUUGUGCGAACUCGCCGCACUGUUUAUACCUGUGAUGGAUGCGAUGAAGAAGGACAGAUCUGGUCAUUCAACUGUGAAGAGUGUGACUUCAAUCUCCACCCCAAAUGUACUUUGGAAGAGGAUAAAGAAGCCAAAGAUGAUGAUGCCCAGGAAGAUGAAGUCAACAAAGAAGGAUGGAUUUGUGAUGGGGAUGGCUGCCACAAGGCUUGAAAAAUUGGCCUCUUAGUGCCGACAAAAAUAUGGGUCUUUUUUACCAUGAAUUAUUUAUCUUUGUGGUGGAUGUCUUUUUAUAGAAGAGUGAUGUCUAUUUUAUAUUAAUAGAUAUCCUUGUUAUAUAUAUAUGGCUAACAGCUUGUGUUAAA
This is a messenger RNA of Mangifera indica (mango), 2044 nucleotides long. RefSeq names its product probable nucleoredoxin 1. NCBI's taxonomy places the organism in Eukaryota, Viridiplantae, Streptophyta, Magnoliopsida, Sapindales, Anacardiaceae. The record is from RefSeq and is a predicted model, not a curated record. Gene Ontology annotation, molecular function: thioredoxin-disulfide reductase (NADPH) activity.